AUGCUGCACGGCCACGAUGCAGUAACUGCCACAGUCAAGGACAUCUUCAAACUUCAACGCGACGCGUCUGCUCUCAAAGCAUUUAUCGUGACUCUCAAGCAAAGUAACCCACAGGAACGUGAAAAAUUACUCUCAUCCGCUGUCGACAAUGAUGGAAAUGUCAGCUUGCCAGUUUCAGUAGAUGAAACUCUUCCAACACAAACCCAGGUUUCCUUAACUGGCCUCUCUUCCCGACCUGCCAUUGUAUCCGAUGAUGAGCUAGACAUUGCCAGCUUUGUAUCUGUUGAUGACUCGGGUGAGACUAACAGCUUUGGCCCGUCAUCUGCCUUAUAUAAUCCAGCCAGGAAUGAUCCAGACAAUAACACGCAAUGUAACUGGACAUGGAUCGAGAAUGUCAAGAACAGUUUGAUAGCAAAUGCUGCUCUGCAGAGACAUCUGGAGCAUGGGCUCGUGAAACAUUCCACUAUUGCAGGGGUACCGACGGAGUUGGCGAUGCAUUUACUUAACCUCCACUGGGAUCGUCAGCACCACACAUUUCUUCUUACCUAUAGACCUGCUAUCAUGCGCGAUUUGCAAUGCUCAGGUCAGUUUUGCUCCACCUUUAUGCUCAACGCCAUCUUCGCCUGCUGCAGCAAGUUCUCGCCUCGUCUAGAAGUCAGAGAAGACCCUGGAGAUCCAUCGAGCGCUGGUCUUCAGUUUUUCAAUCGGUGUGACAAGCUUCUUGCAAAAGACUCCCUCCUCAUGCGACCGCACAUUACAACAAUCGUGGGACUUCUCCUUCUAGGCUCAACAUACAACGCUCGUGGAGAGACAUCAAAAGGAUGGUUGUAUACUGGUUACGCUCUGCGAAUGGUCUAUGACUUGGGUCUCCAUCUGGACCCUAAACAGACGACAGAUAACUCAGAGGAGAUAGAAAUCAAGAGACGAGUGUUUUGGGGCGCUUUUGUCUGUGAUAAGCUCCAGAGUCUAUACUUGGGUCGACCAGUGGCCAUUAAUCUUUGCGACUACCAGGUAUCGCGCGAGUUUCUUGACUUGUACGAAGAAACAGAACCGUUUCAUAUCCCGAAGUUGGCAGCAGAAUCCACCUCUAGUUUGCCUAGGAAUAUGGAUGACAUGGUUCCUAGGUAUUCUGUAUCAACCUUUCAACAGUUAUGCCUUUUGUCCAAGAUCAUGACGACCAUUAUCAAUCGUUUCUAUGUUGUCGGAGCCACAUUUUCAAACGCCCAAGACAGUCUCCUGAAAAUUGAACAGGCAUUACAGAAGUGGCGAGAAGACUUAGCUCCCGAGCUUGACUUCCAGCCCUGGAUUUCAGCAAGCACACAAGCCCAGACGCCGAAUAUCAUGGUCCUUCACAAUCUGUAUUACUCUCUUAUCAUUUUGGUCCAUCGACCAUUCAUCUCGGACGGGCAUCUUCGCUCAACCGGAACGCCAUCUCGAUCCUGGGAGCAAUGCACAGAUGCAGCGCGAUGUAUUACAACUAUAGCAUCAGUUUACAAGUUGACUUAUGGACUCAAUGGAGCGCCUUAUGUCCUGGCAUAUACAGUCUAUGUAGCAUGUACCAUACAUGUCCGCAACGCGGCUUCCCAAAGCCACAAGGGGGACCAUUUGGAUCUACUGAGGAGGAGUUUAGAAUGCCUGGAUCAACUUUGUAUUGCGAAUCCGGGUGUUGCUAAGCCGGCCAAUAGCAUCAGGCGCCUUAUUGAAGCCAAUCGUCUCAACCUGACAGUUGGAGAAACAAACUCAUCCAUGUCACCCGAUAUUUCGUUCGACUUGGAUGCAAUCCACAAUUCAUUCACUAUGACAGAGUGGCCCUAUCCAAAUUACGAAAUGAACACUGGCGACAUGGACUACAAUUUGCCACUUGAUCCAUUAUUUGGUUGGAUUAAUGUACCAACCCCGUCACUAGAUCAGGACACCGAACCAGGAUUUUUAUAUAAUUGA
Molecule: messenger RNA, 1941 nt
Organism: Fusarium venenatum
Lineage: Eukaryota; Fungi; Ascomycota; Sordariomycetes; Hypocreales; Nectriaceae
Source: RefSeq, a predicted model, not a curated record